CCUGACUAACCCCUGUCAACCCCCUUCCAUAGCGCCAACUCUCCCAUUGGUAUUUUCCCUAUCGACCAGGUCUCCUACCGUUCUGGUUUGAAGGUGCCGUGUCCGAUGACACUGAUCUAAUAUAUGCAGUAUCAGCACCUUCGGUUGUCAUAUAUAUCACCUCCCAGUGACCUUUGGCAUCCAGGGAAUUUUAGUACAAAAGCCUCAAAGCCAACACUAAUGUUGACAAUGGGCUCAAAGAGAAGCGGACCAGUGAGUUGAUAUUGUGUGACGUGCUCAGAUACAGGAUCAGUCUAAUGCCUGUCAGUUCCCAAACAUGACCAGCCCCAUACCGUCUCGAGACCAAGACCCUUGGCUCGUCCAACUGACCGAACAAAUGUAUUCCUACUGGGCCGACUGCCAGAAUCUCCGCAAUUAUACCCAUCUACUGCAAGCGCAGCUUGAUUGCAGCCACAGGGAAAUGGCGAGAUGCCAUCAAAACUAUAUUUUGGAAUGCAACAAGCGUGCUCAGGCUGUGUCUGACCUGAUGCAGUUACAGGAUCAAUUUCGACGUCUUAGUGAAAUGCUGUCUAAAGGAGCGGAAAACUUAGCAGGCCCCGUUGAUCUUUUUUUGGAAUUGGAGAGCAGGAGUCGGUCGCUCAAGCAGGCGGAGAUUAGGAUCAGCCAGCGGGCCUAUCGAUUCUUCCUGAACUCCAUCGGGGACCCAUAA
Molecule: messenger RNA, 709 nt
Organism: Aspergillus welwitschiae
Lineage: Eukaryota; Fungi; Ascomycota; Eurotiomycetes; Eurotiales; Aspergillaceae
Exons: 2
Coding region: 317-709 (130 amino acids)
Source: RefSeq, a predicted model, not a curated record